AUGACUAAGGGUUACAUUUUGUUUAUGGAUAAUGAGAGUUCCUACGAAGUUACCUUUAGUUGGACACAAUCAGAGUUAAAAAAGAAUGAUCGUGUUUUUCAAUGUGGGACUGCUACUUGUAAAUUUGUAGCAGACUCUGGAGAAUUUUCUGAACA
Racocetra persica is the source of this 155-nucleotide messenger RNA. The record is from the annotation of a GenBank genome assembly. Lineage: Eukaryota; Fungi; Glomeromycota; Glomeromycetes; Diversisporales; Gigasporaceae.